Molecule: messenger RNA, 4060 nt
Organism: Ceutorhynchus assimilis (cabbage seed weevil)
Lineage: Eukaryota; Metazoa; Arthropoda; Insecta; Coleoptera; Curculionidae
Source: the annotation of a GenBank genome assembly
UAUUAUAGCUCCCCUUGUUAUGUCAGUAGCAGUCGCGAGGUCCUGUAGCUUAGGCCACCCUUAUAAUUUGAAGUUCUUUAAAUAUUUUUUUUUUGAAAAUGUAGUUACAAGUUGAGAUUUUUUUCAUAAUGAUAUAAAUGAAUUUUGGAAUUAAAAUUACGUCCAAAUCAAAACAACAAUAAAAAAAAGAAGUCUGGUUUUUAAGAGUGAAGAUAGGAGGAUUAUUUUUAUAGAAAAAGAGCAAAUACUUUUCCAUUACCUUGACGUCUAAUCGCUUCAGUGGUGCAUUAGGAAUUGAUUUGUUGUGAAAAAUCUAAAAUCGAUUUUUUCCGGUAUUAAAAAAAUAAAUAAAUAAUCUUUUUACACAUAAUAAGCUUCAAAUUCGCUUCUAAGUAAAGCAAAUCAAAAGAAAUUAGUUAACGAUCGAGUUUUCUAUUUUUCUUGUGAAAAUUGUGAUACAUAAACGCUUCUGGGAUAUUUAAUUUACUAAAACUGUAGUAUUUUGCAUAAAGACUGACACACUUUAGUAUACUUACCUAAGUAGAGCUCAACAAAGUUUAUAGUUUUUUUGGUAAUGGUAAGCAGGAGAGGAUUGGAAAAUGUCUAAAACCAUUAACGCGUAUAGGAUUAAAAAAAUCGAAAGCUUUGGCAAGAUGACCGCCAUGACGCAGGAGGAGAUCGUGGCGGCGGUACGCACAGUCGCCCAAGGUCUCGAAGCUUUGCGCAGCGAACACGCCGGUUUACUGCACAGCAUGGCGCCGGACGCGCCCGAGGCGCAGGAACGACAAAGUUUGGUGCACCAGAGCCAGGAAAUGAUCGAACUGGGAUUGGGAGAAGCACAGGUUAUUAUGCACUUAGCCAACCAUUUGCAAAUUGUCGAAGCAGAAAAACAAAAACUCAGAGCUCAGGUUCGCAGAUUGGUUCAGGAAAACGCUUGGCUCAGAGAUGAGCUGGCUUCGACUCAACAGAGACUGCAGGCUAGUGAACAGGCUGUGGCCCAAUUGGAAGAAGAAAAACGGCAUCUCGAAUUCAUGAGAUCGGUGUGCAAAUACGAUCAGGAUCAAGAAGAAAGUCAAGACGGUGGGAGGCAUCAAGAAAAAUCUGAUCCGGUAGUCGAUUUGUUCCCUGAUGAUCAAGAUGACGACAGGAAUAAUAUGUCCCCGACACCACAAAACCAAUUAAAUUUAUCACAACAAGUAAACGCUGGCUAUGAAAUACCUGCACGUCUCCGCACAUUACAUAACUUGGUGAUCCAGUACGCAUCGCAGAGCCGUUACGAAGUAGCCGUACCUCUUUGCAAACAAGCGCUUGAAGAUUUGGAAAAAACGAGCGGUCACGAUCACCCCGACGUAGCUACCAUGCUUAACAUUUUGGCCCUAGUCUACAGAGACCAGAAUAAAUACAAGGAAGCCGCCAACUUGCUCAACGACGCGCUGGCGAUCCGUGAGAAAACCUUGGGGGAAAAUCAUCCAGCUGUAGCUGCUACACUCAAUAAUUUAGCGGUGCUUUAUGGGAAACGGGGCAAAUAUAAGGAAGCCGAGCCACUUUGUAAAAGAGCUUUGGAUAUUAGAGAAAAAGUACUUGGCAAGGAUCAUCCCGAUGUUGCCAAGCAAUUGAAUAAUUUAGCUUUAUUGUGUCAGAAUCAGGGUAAAUAUGAAGAAGUCGAAAAGUAUUACCAACGCGCCUUGGAAAUCUACGAAAAACGUUUGGGCGCCGACGAUCCUAACGUCAGUAAAACGAUGAACAACCUGGCUUCGUGUUACUUGAAACAAGGCAAAUACAAAGAAGCCGAAGUGCUGUACAAGCAGAUUUUGAACAGAGCCCACGAGCGGGAGUUUGGAACCAUUGACGACGACAACAAACCAAUCUGGAAAGUGGCGGAAGAACGCGAAGAGAACAAAGCAAGAAAUCGCGAGAACGCGCCAUACGGCGAAUACGGCGGAUGGCACAAGGCCGCCAAAGUUGACUCUCCGACUGUGACGACGACCCUCAAAAACUUGGGGGCACUUUAUAGACGCCAGGGCAAAUACGAGGCCGCCGAAACAUUGGAAGAUUGCGCGUUGAGAACAAGAAAGGAGCAAGCGCUCGACAUUGUAAAGCAUUCGAAGGUGGGCAACCUGCUCGGAGGCGAAGACCGGCGCAAGAGCGCCAAGACGUCACGUCGCGGUUCCAGGGAGUCGCUCGAACUGUCUUACGAUGGAGAUGAGACCAACCCAGCCCGGACGCCGGACACGGAGAAAAGCGGCCUGAAAACCAAACUAUUUAACGCACUGGGAAUUAAUUCGCCAAUUAGCAAACCCAACUCGUAGGCGCUGUUGCCAAAACGAAACUAGCACUUGCCACAUUUUGUAUUUGAAAUCUCUUAUUAGUUUUGUUUCAAGAGCUAAUUUGGUCUAAGUGUGAGAGACAUUGAACGGAUUUUUGUGCAAAAAAUUUGUUUAAUGUCUUCUUGAGAGGUUCGGUUGUCGUUGAGGAGACAGUGAACAUUUUCAGUCAGUGAGCUUUGUUCCAGAGUGUACAAAAAUGCGGAAAACCUUAAAUUUGUGCGUAAAAUUUGAAAUUCUUAUACUGAGUGGUUUUGAAACCAUGUAGGAACAGACCUAAUGUUUAGAAGUGUGGACUGUAUAUCCUGUUCACAAUCCGAUGUCUACAGGUGCAGGUAAAUUUAUCACCUUUCCCUAUCAAAUAGCAUUGAAAGGUGAUUUUACCUGUACCUACCUGUGGUAACCUUGUCCAGCAAAUUGGUGUUCUUAAACCUCAGCCUUGAACAUUAUUUGCUAACUGACUGAAAUCUUCACUAGCUCUCCAACUGUAUUAAAUUGUUGCAGGAAUAAUUAAGGCACAAUUACGUAAUUAGAUAUAAGGGUAUAGAAACGACAAAUUCUUGCAAUAAAAUUGCUACCUUUAGAAAACUCCUAUAGAGAAUCGAAUAAUAUUGACCUGAAAAUGUAUGAUUAAAAUUAGUAGGAUUUAAACAUUAUUUUUACUAGCUUGUUUUUGAUCUGAUUGGAAAAAUAAGGAAUUGAUAUUUUAUAGAUUUGACACUAGAUGAGUUUUUUUGCAAUCAUUUCAAAAAUUUUUAGCAUAAUAAGGCCUAACUAGCCGAUGUUGGAUUAUACACCAAAUAAUCCUAUAUCCGUUAGAAAUCGAGGGGUUUAUGCAUUUUAACAAAUUACUUGUCAAUUAAUACAAAUUUAAUUUAUCCAGGCCUAAAUAUAAGAUGCGCUCUAACGCUUGUUUUAACUCCGAUGCAUAAACCUUUAUUGAACAAAAAACGUUUGCUGGUGAUUUUUUGUGAUAAAUAUUGUAAAAUGACCACGUGUAAUAAUGGCUUUUGCUUAUUGAAGCUACACUUUCGACAAAAGAUCCUGGUCCCAAAUUUCUUUUAAAAACAUUCCAUCUUCCCAUAAGGACUUCCAUGUGGAUUGUGACCUUUGUGUAAUUCUUGUUUUAGAUACAUUUUUUUGCAGCAAAUGUAUUUAAAGGAAUUGCACUAGUCAAGAAAAUGUGCUAAAGUAUAAUAUUUAUUGAAACGAGUUGUGUAUUUUAGAGUUUUAACUUUGGAUUGGCUAAAAGAUGAUUUAUUUAAUUAACCAGAACAUUCUUUCAGAAAAUCAAUUAUGUAUUUUUUUUUGUUUAUAGUAUUAUUAUUUAUUAUUUUAUAUAGAAUCAAAUUUUACACCCUUUAUUAUUAGAUUUUAUUUAUACACGCAAUGUAAUUAAACCCAAAUUUUGUUUGUUUUUAUAGAUUAAUAAUUACUAUUUCUACUUAAGUUGUAGUGCAAUUUUUUACAUAUACAUAUUGUUUUGUUGUUUUUAAUCUGACACUUUCCGUAUGAGGAGUAUAUGACAAAAACAGACCAUUAGCGUUCUAAUGUAAGGUGUCACCAGUUCACAUUCCUUCAAAGUAUCAGAUUAAAAUUGACAUACUUUACAUAUUAAUUUUAUCUACCAAAAAAAAAAAAAAAACCUUAGUGAUUUUUAUGUACAUUUUAAACAAUUAAUUAUUGUAUACUGCAGUUUGUCAGAUUUUAUUAUAAUAAAUCAGUUUUAUUGAUUU